AUGGCCGCCGGCGAAUUCGAGCCAACAACCGUGAACCGGGCCAGAAUCCGUAUGACGCAGGCCACAACCGUUGCGGUGGCCUCGAAGACGUCGACGACGACGGGGAUCGUGAUUGAUCGUAAAGUGGAAAAACGUAAAACCGCCCGUGUGGGUACCAGUGCGAUGAGGAACACUGCCGACGGGUUGCGAGCUGGGGGUCAACUGAUGAGCGAGAACGAACGAUUGCAGGUUCAUCUCCAGCAUCGCCAUCGCCAUCAGCAGCAUCAGCAACAUCUUCACCUCAACCACCGACAUCACCAGCGACAGUGGACGAUUCUGUCCGCUGCUGUGGUUUUGCUGUUGCUACCCAGUUUCUGCGAUCAAAGCUUCGCCAAAGCAUCGACGAUUCACCGACACACGACCGAUGAUAACGAUGCGUCGUCGCUAGUCAAGGAUCAGCCGGCGAAUGGGAAGCAUUCCAGCGGCAGCGAGAACUUUCCACCGGCAACGACCUCCAACGGUGGGGCCCUGGCGCCGGCCUCCCUGCAGGCGGCAUCACCCCAAACGAUGACACUGACGGCGGAUAAAAAUAAAACCAAAUUACUAAAAUGUCACUGCGACAUUUGCAAGGACGAAAAUUACGUGUGCGAAACGGACGGCGUGUGCUUCACCUCGCUCACGCGCGAAUCGGACGGAGCGCUCAAGUACUCAUACAGGUGCUUAGAUCUGAAGGACCAUCUUGGUCCGUUCACCUGGAACUGGUGCCGUAACAAGACGGACGGCACGCCAAACGACCACUACUGUUGCUAUGGACCCGACUUGUGUAACUUGUAUCUCAAACCCGCGAGACCCAUAGUGGAAGCACCGGAGGCUGAAAAAUGGCCGCUGAUUGAAAUGUCGAUGAUCGCGCUGUUCGUCUUCAUGACGAUUGUAGUCGUAACGGCGAUUUACUUCUUCUUCGGGCGGCGCAAACGGAACAGCGGUGCUCGCCAGAUCUUACCGGAGGAUUCGGUUUGCGGUGCUAGCUACCCGAUCCUUAACGGGCACGCCACCAUACAGGAUUUCAUCGAGAUGACCACAUCCGGAUCGGGCUCAGCUGGACUUCCACUUCUGGUACAGCGCUCGAUCGCCCGCCAGAUACAGCUGGUCGAGGUGAUUGGUAAGGGACGCUUCGGUGAGGUGUGGGGUGGCAGAUGGCGCGGAGAGAACGUUGCCGUAAAGAUCUUCUCAAGCCGCGAAGAGUGCUCCUGGUUCCGGGAGGCUGAAAUCUACCAGACCAUAAUGCUGCGUCACGAGAACAUUCUCGGUUUCAUCGCUGCAGACAACAAAGACAAUGGUACAUGGACACAGUUGUGGCUGGUGACAGACUACCACGAGAAGGGCUCACUAUUCGACUUUCUCACGGCACGUUGCGUCGAUCCGGAAACGAUGCUUGAGAUGGCGUACUCGAUCGCGACGGGGCUGGCGCAUCUGCACAUGGACAUCGUCGGAACGCGUGGCAAACCUGCGAUUGCGCAUCGUGAUUUGAAAUCGAAAAACAUUUUGGUAAAAUCGAACCUCACCUGCUGUAUCGGUGAUCUUGGGCUGGCGGUGCGGCACAUCGUCGCAACCGAUACGGUGGACAUCCCGUCGACUCAUCGCGUCGGUACCAAGCGCUAUAUGGCCCCGGAGGUGCUGGACGAAACGAUCAACGUGUACCAGUUCGAUUCGUUCAAACGAGCGGACGUGUACGCGCUCGGACUCGUCCUGUGGGAAAUCGCGCGACGGUGUAACGUCGACGGGAUCUACGACGAGUACCAGCUGCCUUUCUACGACGUCGUGCAGCCAGAUCCUACCAUCGAGGAGAUGCGAAAGGUAGUCUGCGUGGAUCAGCAACGACCUAGCAUACCCAGCCGGUGGGUAGCCUGCGAAACGCUGCAUGUGAUCUCGAAGGUGAUGAAGGAGUGCUGGUAUCAGCAUUCGGCGGCGCGCUUGUCAGCCCUCAGGAUCAAGAAAACGUUGGCGAAUUUGCGCUAA
Molecule: messenger RNA, 1995 nt
Organism: Anopheles nili
Lineage: Eukaryota; Metazoa; Arthropoda; Insecta; Diptera; Culicidae
Gene: babo
Product: TGF-beta receptor type-1
Exons: 8
Coding region: 1-1995 (664 amino acids)
Biological process (GO): activin receptor signaling pathway; nervous system development; protein phosphorylation
Cellular component (GO): activin receptor complex; plasma membrane
Molecular function (GO): activin receptor activity, type I; activin binding; ATP binding
Source: RefSeq, a predicted model, not a curated record